Messenger RNA from Wasmannia auropunctata (little fire ant), 606 nucleotides. Its product is annotated as putative gustatory receptor 28b. The transcript has 3 exons. Lineage: Eukaryota; Metazoa; Arthropoda; Insecta; Hymenoptera; Formicidae. Gene Ontology annotation, biological process: sensory perception of taste. Bases 1 to 606 code for a protein of 201 amino acids. Gene Ontology annotation, cellular component: membrane; axon; neuronal cell body. The record is from RefSeq and is a predicted model, not a curated record.
AUGCGAGAGCUUGUGGCGAAUAAUGAGCCACAUAUCCCUAAACCGAUCUACGAGCAAAAAAAUCCAUUUCUGAUAAUAAAGCUCAAGGUUCUAAGGAAGCAACAUUUGACGAUCAGCAAUACAGUACAGAUGUUAAACAUGAUCUUCAGUUUGCAGCUUCUUGCUACAGCAAUCAUAACAUUUUCGGAUAUCACGAUCAUUCUAUAUUACUAUAUAUUGCAUGCGCUACAUAACGAGUUGUGGUCAAUUAUGCCAGUUGUAAAUCAUAUGUACUGUCUCUCACGCAUGGCAUACAACUUUAUAAGAAUAGCAAUGAUAGUGUGGGCCUGCGAAACGGGCAAGGAUCAAGCCCUGCAAAUCAGCACUUCUGUUCACGAUAUGUUUAAUAGAAUCACCGAUAGGAAAAUAAAAAAUGAGUUACAUCUGUUUUCUCUGCAAACAUUUCACUGCGAAAAUACAUUUUCCGCAAAAGGUCUCACUGUAAACGCGAAGUUUCUUGCUGCUAUAGUGGGUAGCAUCGUCACAUACAUAUUAAUAUUAUUCCAAUUCAUGCGCAUGUCGCAUUUAUGUGAGAGAAAGCCAAACAAUAUUACAGGAGAAAUUUAA